AUGCUAUUUUCGACAGGUCGCUGGGCGACUCGAGUCGCGUUGGUACGCGCUCGCCUACAUCGCAAUACACCCAAACUUGCUAGAAACAUCACCAUUACAUGCCGUGGGUCUCGUAUCCCAACAUCGGCUAAAGAUACCCGCCCUUACAACCACCAACGUUGUGCUGACCGUGAAAUUUCCGACCUUACAAAAGCAACAACAGUAUUCAAAAUAUUAGAGUCUCAGCAUCCUGGACUAGCAUUAAUUUCGAAUCCAAUCCUGUGGCACACAGAUUUGCACUUAGGGAAUAUAUUUGUCUCUGAGCAAGAUCCAACACAGAUUGUGUCGAUUAUUGACUGGCAGUUUAUAUUCAUUGGGCCCUUGUUUUUACAAGUAAAUUGGCCUGAAUUUCUCCAGCCCAACGAUGAAUAUGUCUAUGGAGUCGUUCAACCACAGCUUCCCAAUGAUUUUGAGACGCUAGAUGAAGCUGAAAAGAAGCUUGCAAUCUCAAUCAGAAAUGAUGCGAUUGUUACAAAAUCGUACGAGUUACGCUCUUCUUUGCAUUGCAAAGAUGUGUAUCACAGCCUAAACCUGCCGUCUGUUUUCUUAGAAACCUUCAUUCGCUGUGGAGAGGCAAGUGCCGAGGGCACAUUAGGGUUACGCGCUUGCCUUGCCGAACUCUACAAAGCAUGGGAUUCACUAGGAUUUACUGGAGAGUGUCCGUUAUCAUUUACUGAUGAUGAGCUUCAGAAUAUUGAAAGUGAAUUUAAGGAAUAUCGAAAUUGGCAUGAUGUCCAAGAAUUUGCUAGAAGAUACCUCGAUACUGAUGCGGAUGGCUGGAUAUCCCCGGAAUUGGAUUUUGCCGAAAUUCAGCAGCGCAACCGGGCUGCUAUUGAGAGAUAUGUAAAAGAAAUGUCGAGACAUAUGCCACCAGAAGAGGCUCUGGAAAUGUGGCCUUUCUUAGAGAAUACCCAGGCCGGUCGAACCACACUCUGCAGAUAG
Molecule: messenger RNA, 981 nt
Organism: Trichophyton rubrum CBS 118892
Lineage: Eukaryota; Fungi; Ascomycota; Eurotiomycetes; Onygenales; Arthrodermataceae
Exons: 2
Coding region: 1-981 (326 amino acids)
Cellular component (GO): mitochondrion
Source: RefSeq, a predicted model, not a curated record